Molecule: messenger RNA, 2273 nt
Organism: Coffea eugenioides
Lineage: Eukaryota; Viridiplantae; Streptophyta; Magnoliopsida; Gentianales; Rubiaceae
Product: probable leucine-rich repeat receptor-like protein kinase At1g68400
Exons: 2
Coding region: 97-2121 (674 amino acids)
Biological process (GO): protein phosphorylation
Molecular function (GO): protein binding; ATP binding; protein kinase activity
Source: RefSeq, a predicted model, not a curated record
CUCAACAAACCGCAUUAAACGUAAAUAACCACCACCACCACCACCACCACCAUCACUGGGCAGCCACCCCAAUACGGCCAUUCCUCCUCCUCGACCAUGACAAGACUAAAACCCCAUGUAGCAUUUUCCCUCCUUUUCCUCUUUAGCUUCUGCUUCUUUAGCCUCGACGCCUUCGAAAACCCAGAUUUAGCUCCGCUCUUAGCCUUCAAGUCCUCCUCAGACUACUCCAACACCCUCUCUCAAUGGACCUCCAAAACCGACCCAUGCACGUGGCCAGGCGUUUCUUGCCUUCACAACCGGGUCAGCCACCUCGUUCUCGAAGGCCUCAAUCUCGAAAGCUCCUUCGAACCCCUCACUCGCUUAACUCAGCUCCGAGUUCUCAGCCUCAAAUAUAACCAUUUCUCCGGCCCCAUUCCUAACCUCUCAAACCUCACCUCACUUAAGCUACUUUUCUUAUCUCACAACCAGUUCUCCGGCGAGUUUCCGGCCUCCGUAACGUCUCUCACCCGCCUCUACCGUCUCGAUCUGUCUUUCAACAACCUCUCCGGCGUUAUCCCGGCCACUAAAGUGAACCAUAUGACCCACAUGUUAACUCUUCGUCUUGAGGUAAACGGGUUUUCGGGGCAAGUAUCGGGUCUGAACGUGCCUAAUCUUCAAGACUUCAACGUUUCCUGCAACAAAUUGUCGGGUCCGAUACCAUAUUCGCUCUCGGGCUUCCCGGAAUCAGCAUUUUGGAAGAAUCUUAUGCUUUGUGGGGCACCAUUGCCGAGUUGUUCGUCUGUAAGGAGUGACCCGACUCGACCCGGAACUUCUUCCGGAGCUAUAGCAUCUCCGUUGGGUCCCGGGGGAGGAAACCCUUCUACUGUAGCAUCUUCUCCCACCUCAGUUCCGGAAUACGGGUCGCCGACUAGAACGGGAAAAACUCGCCGUAGCGGAGGGAAUAAAAUGACCAAAGGGGAAAUAAUCGCCUUGAUAAUGGGCGAUGUUCUGGUCCUGGCCUUAGCCUGCCUUGUAUUCUACUGUUACUUCUGGAGGAAGUCGAAGAAAAUGGAUCAAAAAACCAGCUCAGAAGUGGAAAAGAUCGUAUACUCGUCAAGCCCGUAUCCGAACUUGGCCCAGUCCGGGUUUGAGCGGGGCAAAAUGGUCUUCUUCGAGGGGGCAAAGAGGUUUGAGCUGGAGGACUUGCUUAGGGCCUCAGCUGAAAUGUUGGGCAAAGGGGGUUUUGGGACUGCUUAUAAGGCAAUAUUGGAUGAUGGGAAUGUUGUAGCAGUGAAAAGAUUAAAAGAAAUGUCUGUGAAUGGGAGAAAAGAUUUUGAGCAGCAAAUGGAGGUUCUUGGAAGGCUUAGGCACCCAAAUCUGGUCAGCUUGAAAGCCUAUUAUUUUGCCAGUGAAGAAAAAUUGUUGGUCUAUGAUUUCAUGCCUAAUGGAAAUUUGUUUUGGCUUCUUCAUGGGAAUAGAGGUCCUGGAAGAACCCCACUGGACUGGACCACAAGACUCAAGAUUGCUGCUGGAGCAGCAAGAGGACUAGCUUUCAUUCACAGCUCAUGCAAGUCCCUUAAGCUCACGCAUGGUAAUAUCAAAUCAACAAACGUCCUAAUCGAUAAAACCGGCAACGCCCGUCUAUCUGAUUUUGGCCUCUCAGCCUUCGCCUUGCCCUCAACAGCUUCAAGAUCCAAUGGCUAUCGGGGCCCUGAAGCCGCCCUGGAUAGCCGAAAACUCACUCAGAAAUCCGAUGUGUACUCAUUUGGGGUCCUAUUGUUGGAGCUGCUUACGGGGAAAUGUCCCUCCAUCGUGGACAAUGGGGGACAUGGGACAGGAUACACUGGCAUCAUUGAUUUACCAAGAUGGGUGCAAUCUGUGGUGAGGGAGGAGUGGACUGCUGAAGUGUUUGAUUUGGAGUUGAUGCGAUACAAGGACAUUGAGGAAGAAAUGGUGGGGUUGUUGCAGAUAGGAAUGGCUUGUUCUACAGCCUCACCAGAUCAAAGGCCAAAGAUGAACUAUGUAGCGAAAAUGAUAGAAGAGUUGAGAGGAGCGGACGUGUCACCAUCCCAUGAGACAGCUGAUUCUGUUUCGGACUCGCCUUCUGUGUCUGAAGAUGCAUGCGGAGUAGCAAGUCAAUGAUCAAAAUGGUUGGUAAAGACGUAGAAGGUUUUGCUUGUCUGUGGUUGAUGUGAGAUUCUGUAGAGGAGGUUUUUUCUUCUCCCCCCUUCUUCUUUUUGGGAAAUAAUCCUCUAAAUAGGAAUUUUUCUAAUACAGUACUUCGUUUUAUGGCA